Phytophthora nicotianae INRA-310 is the source of this 2578-nucleotide messenger RNA. RefSeq lists its product as hypothetical. The record is from RefSeq and is a predicted model, not a curated record. Bases 48 to 758 code for a protein of 236 amino acids. The transcript has 3 exons. Lineage: Eukaryota; Oomycota; Peronosporomycetes; Peronosporales; Peronosporaceae.
CGGUAAGUUUGAAAAGAUUGAUUUUCGACCAGUUAGAUUCGACAACGAUGGCGGAUGAUGGCAUCGCGGCGGCGGAGAUUGCUAGACAGAUUGCGGCGCUGAAGCCACGCGUAGAGGGGUCCAGGGGCGUCAUGGGGUAUCUGGACAAACCCCAAAGCGACAAACGAGCGGAUGUGAACAAGACGUUUCUAGCCAGCACUAUCCGAGGUGUGAACUCCCACAACCGGCGGCAGGAGGAGGACAAGUGCUGGACGCUGCAGCGGAUGGAACGCAAGCUGGACGAGGCGAAAGACCGACGAACCGACAGUCGAAGCCGCAGUCGCAAUAGAAGAAGAUCAGACGAGAGAAAACGGCAACGCAGGCCCAGCAGAAGUCGGAGUCGUAGUCGAAGUCGCUCGAGACAUCGCAGACGGAGUCGAAGCAGGAGCAGGAGCAGGCACAGCUCCAGACGCAGCCGUAGUCGCGAUCGUAGCCCUGUUGCUGAGGUUGAGGAGGAUGAACGCAGCUAUUGGGCUCGAAAAAAGGCCGACAAGACUCGCAAGCUCUGGGAAAACUUACACUCGGAAGGCACCGUGUCUGUAGACAACGCACCCGACUUCAGUUCCGAAGAAUCUGAUGACGAAGAUGUCAAACCUAAACAAGUGAAGGCACCACCUUCACCUGAUUGCAAUGAGAAGAAACAAAAGAAGCACAAGAAGCACAAGAAACGUGACCGAAAGAGCAACAAGAAGCCGAAGAAACGGCAUAGCCGUUCGUGAAUUUCUUCAUGACAUUGACGAGUGUAAGACUCCUCACGACUAAACGGCAGCACUUGCGAGCUUUAAUCUAAGAAGAAGCCCCCUACAAGUCUGCUGCUUGCUCUAGUUCCAUGUCGACACCGCCUGGUAUGUUGCGAAGAUCAUGGUGAAGAUACCCAGUGCAAUGACGGCGUUGUUUAAGGCACGACCGUCAUUCACCAGCUUCGAGUGGAACAGACACGGGUAGAUGAAGGCCAGCGGCACAGAGCAGAAGCCUCCAAUAAGCGCCACAAAGUUGUCCAGCUCCUCUUUGCCGAAGUACGCGAUAGUAGCAGUAAGGCACACAAGCGCAAAUCGGAAGCCAUUCUUCUCCCAGCGCCAAUAUCCUUUCUGGCUGUGGUGAGGGAACAGAUAACCUUCUAAGAUCUUCACCACCGGGUACAACAUGAGCGGGUACGUGAACACAAGCGCGAGCGAGUACGUGAGCUGUACAGACAUGGUAGCAAUACUGUCUUGGGCGCUGGGAAGGUUGAGAGUGACGACGGACUGCGUCUCCUGGCCAAACGCGGCGUACACAAGUCCAGCAAACACCGAGAAGAGCGUCACGAGGAACAGCAUGGUCAAAGAGACGAUCCGCGGGAACUUGUGCUUGAUAUCAUCGUCCAUAGCGUCGUAGAUUGGGAGUACUAGUCCAAUGCCUUCGAAGCAGUAGACAGCUGUGCCCAGCAGCAUGGCCCAGCUCGUCGAAUUGAAGUUUUCCCACGUCGCACUGCCAACUGGCGCGUCAUCCAGCGUGUGCACCGUAUAAGAGAUGAUGUAGACGAUGCCAAACAGGAUAAGCAGAUCUGCGAACAGGUUCGUAAGCGCGAAGUAUUCGAUGCGACGCACCCACGACAGCGGCGUGUACAACAAGAUCUGGAGCAUGAUGAGCGUCAAUGAUGACGACGCCGUGGUUCUCUGGAUACCGAAGGCGGCUAAGAUGACCUCUCCGAUGUUUUUCUCCACGAAGAUCAAGUACGAGCAACAGAAUCCAAUCUGCGAGAGCACGAGCGAGAUGUUCACAGCCACGCGGCCUACUUUACCGAAGGCCUUUUCACCCACAAGACCGUACGACACGUUGGUGCGACCACCGCGGAGCAACACGUUGGAACAGUCCGUCAGACGUAGCAUACAGAAGGUAGACAAGAUGGCUGAAGCACAUAAUGCAGCCAACGAGAAGAGCAUGCCGCCGUUCUGGAAACCCUUGGGCAGGAACAGGAUGCCACUGCCAAUAAAUGACUUGAGGAUCGUGAAGACGGUUUUGCCGACGGUGGCACCAGGUUGCUGCUUCUCGGGCCUUCGCUUCCAUGCGCGACUCAACAGCGGCGUCGCAGUCUCCUACAGAGCAAGAAAUAUUCAGUCAGGCAACUGUUGCAGCACAUCUGCUGUGUCAUCUGGCCAUUGCCGCGUACAUCCGUGUCGUCGUCGUCUGCAAGGCCCAGAUUGGCGACGAUGAAGUCUCCGUAUGCGGAUUCUAGGAAGCCUGGCGUGGGUUGGAUGGACUCAAGGAACGAGUCCUGCACGUAUGAUGGUACGUGUGGACUGUUGCCUCCCAAAUUGGUGAUCACGUGGUCGCGGCGGAAUCCUCCGGGCUGCGCAAUGUCCGAUGCCUUGCCUGUUUAGUAGCAAUAAAGUACCAAUUAGCGCCAAAUAGCACCGUUUGCAGCUCGUAUCUGCUAAACGUACCGAUAUCCUCGUGUAAUAUAUCGCUCUGAUCCGGCAGUGACUUCGGACGCGGGGGUCCGUCCUGCGUCUCCUUGAGGAUGGCGAAGAAGAUGUCCCGCGUCAUGUCCGAGCCUUCC